Amphibalanus amphitrite is the source of this 1963-nucleotide messenger RNA. RefSeq lists its product as uncharacterized. The transcript is spliced from 5 exons. Gene Ontology annotation, cellular component: endoplasmic reticulum membrane. Gene Ontology annotation, biological process: protein transport. Bases 55 to 1671 code for a protein of 538 amino acids. The record is from RefSeq and is a predicted model, not a curated record. NCBI's taxonomy places the organism in Eukaryota, Metazoa, Arthropoda, Thecostraca, Balanomorpha, Balanidae.
CUGUUGAGAGUUGAAAACGAAUGCGAAACAAGAAAAUCUGAUCGUAAACUUUUGAUGGCGUGUUAUCGUCCCAAAGCUACAAAUCCAGUCCCUUUCUAUCCCUGUCGGAAUUUGCCACCGUGCCCUUUUAAGAUGACCCGUUUGACCCCAAGUGACCCCGCUGUCCCCUCCCCUCUGCGUACGAGGACGGGGCUGGGUCAGUCGGCCGGCGGGCUCGGCCUGGGGUGUGCUGCGGCAGGGACGCCGGGCCGGCCUACCCGGCCUCUUCUAGAGUUCGCCUGUGGAGCCGGCAGCACUUCCAUACCAUCCCACCCGGCGCCGUCGCAUUGGACCACCGUCGUCACCACGAUGCGCCUGGAGGAGUGGUUCUUCCAGCUGACCCAGCGGGCCGACGCCGAGGCACUGGUCAACCAGCACGUAAGCGUGGCCGGCGCCUGGGACCUGGGCGCCCUGCUGCCGGCCGCCAGCCUGCUGGCUCUCCUGCUGGCCUGCUGCUGCCUGCUGCCGGGCCUGCGCCGGCGCCGGCUGCACUCUGCCAUCGCGGUGAUCUGGAGUGCUGGCACGGGCUGUAGCCUGGCCUGCGUCUACUGCAACCCCAGCUGGGCAGCGGUGGGCGGCCGCGCCACCACCGCCCUCUCGUACUCUUCCUCCACUGGCCCGGUGGACUGGGUUCUCGCGGUGCGGUUUGGCCUGCACGGCGCCGACCUGAGGCUGGACUCACCCACCGGCCAGUUCCACUACCGCGACCAGCUCGAGUGGCCCCUCACGCCGCGCGGGAUGACCGAGCUGUACCGGGGCGCGCUGCGCCGCGGGCUCGCCGUGCCGCUCGUCACUGCGCUCGAGGUGCUCUCCAAGGACGCCGGACCGUGCACGUACGGGAGGCAUUUCCGGCGCGCCGGGUACGUCACCAGCUGGCUGGUGGGUGGGCUGUUGGCCGCCUGGCUGGUCGGCACCCUCCUGCUCGGUUCUGUACCCCACCUGGCUGCCAAAACCAUGUGCUGGACCGGCGUGCUGGCGGCGGCCACGGCCGGCACCUACGCUCUACUGAUGCCCUCCCACGAGAUGCAGCUGCGGUUUGACGGGGUGCUGAUGCGGGUCCACCUCUCCUGGUGCUUCUGGCUGCUGCUGGCUGUCGGGGCGCUGAAUAUAGCGCUCGGUGGGUGGAUGCUAUACAAGGAGAGCCGCUCCCCCGGGUACUUCUCCACAGUGUUUGAGGUGGACUUCGACAUGCCCGUGUACCGGUACGGUUGGCCGACCGCCCCCAAACCGGCGCGGCCACUGCCCGCACUCAGGAGAAAUGACCUGCGACUGAAUAUCGACUUUGUCAUGAACGACCUAUCCGGCGGCGCCACUCCGACUCCGACGGAAGAGAGGUUCGCCACUCCAUCGUACACAGCGGAGGCGACUCAGCCGUUCUGGACACCGGGCAGCAUCCCCCGCCGGCCGCCGCCGCCCGAAUCCCCGCCAGUGUGUGGGGACAGCCGCCGUAACUGGCUGUACCCGACUCUGGAGGCCACCCCUGCGCCAUCCGCGCCGCCGCUGCCGCCCACAUUCGCCACUGAGAACACCUGCAAACGGCGCACCCCGCGCAAGACGGCCGCUGGACGGUCCCGGUCGGCGGAGCGCAGCGUCGCGCUGCCUCUCGAGGAGGAGUUCGCACACACUCGGUAGGCGGCAGGCGAGCCGGCUCACCAGAGAAGAUUGGGAGCCUAUGAAAGCUGGAGCAGAAGGCGACACCUACCGUCUGACGCCGACAGGGCUCUCCUGACCUAUUUAAAUACCGUAGAAUGGGGUCGCCUCGAGACUGAGACCUAGGGGACUCUCAGCUCAGGGAUGGGUGCGUCAAAGAUGCCUUAACAAAUGCUCAGUGUUGAUAGAUAUACAAUAGCUCAGAAUCCGGUUUGUUAUGUUAAUGAAUCGAUGCAUGAAUAAUACAAUGGUUGACUACCGUCCAAACUCUAAA